Molecule: messenger RNA, 960 nt
Organism: Penicillium diatomitis
Lineage: Eukaryota; Fungi; Ascomycota; Eurotiomycetes; Eurotiales; Aspergillaceae
Exons: 1
Coding region: 1-960 (319 amino acids)
Molecular function (GO): arylformamidase activity
Source: RefSeq, a predicted model, not a curated record
AUGUCUCAAAGCACCUCGUCCCUCCCGGAGACGUUCGAUGAUCUUCCCAACAAGCGGCAGUACUGGCCUGCACCUGCGGGAUCCGAGGACGAGGGCUUAGGCAUGCUGCGCCUUCUCACGCCCGAUGUCGUCGCCAGUGCAGCGCAGACGCAGAUCCGGACCGGCGAAAGAGUGUGUCUGAACUGGAACAUGGAGAACCUGACGCCUCCUGGGUUCGGCCGCAGGCAUUUUGAGCAUCGCAUCAAAUGGGUCGCAGAAGGCGUUGCAUUCGAUGACGAGUACCACUUCAAUCCUCAACAGGGAUCCCAGUGGGACGGACUCCGACAUCAUGCGAACAAGGACGGCGUGUUUCACGGAGGCACCACGGCCGAAGAGAUCAAAGAUACCCAGUCUCCUCGGAUAGGAAUUGGAUACUGGGCCAAAAAGGGCAUCGCAGGCCGAGGGGUUUUGAUCGAUUAUGUCUCCCACGCCAAGAAAAACAACAUCCCCCUGAACGCCCUGUCACGACAGAUGAUCUCGCUCGACGAGGUUCAAGAAAUCGCGCGGGAAUGCAACAUCACUUUUCAAAGGGGCGAUAUCUUCUUCUUGCGAGUGGGCUUGCCGGGAACAUGGGCGAGUAUGUCUGCCGAAGAGCGCCAGGUCUACAGCGAACAGUCCAUGCCUCAGCACGCCGGUAUCGAGCAGAGUGAGCGAGUUCUCCGCUUCAUCUGGGAUAAUCAUUUCGCAGCUGUUGCCUCGGAUGCUGUGAGCUUUGAAGUGUAUCCGGCCCUCAACCCGGAAUAUGAUCUUCACCAUCAUCUCUUGGCUGGAUGGGGCUUGCCGAUCGGUGAGAUGUUCGACCUGGACGAGUUGGCUGCAACUUGCGAGAGGUUGGGUCGCUGGACCUUUUUCAUUUCGAGCAGUCCUUUGAACUGUGCCCGGGGCGUGUCAAGCCCUCCGAAUUGUAUGGCGCUUUUCUAA